GAGGACAGAGGACCGCCCGUACUCUUUCACCGCAUCCCCUAUAAUUGUGUUGAUAUCAGUGGAUUGUUUAUUUACAAAGGUUUUGCCAUUAAAGUUUUCGUAAGUUAACUUUCAUCUGGUGAAGUAGCCUUGACUUUGCCUAUCAGAAAACGAUUCAUAUCACGGACAAAGCUCUGAAAGCAGAAAACACAGCAUAUUAUUAUGGCAUAAUUUAAAGAAACCUCUUGAUUAACUUUGGUUUUAUCAGUGUGGAUAACUUUUGAGAUAGAACAGGUGAGAUGACCUUUGAUCCAUCCACACGGGUAACAGAACUGUGAACAACCGCUAUGGCAGCAAAAGGAGCUCAUAUAACACAAAAUAGUAUAGAGGCUCGCCCUUCAAUAUUCGAAGUCGUAGCAGCUGAUUCUUUGAAUGCAACUUUUUACCCUGCAUUGAAAAGAAUAGCCAAUUUCCUUGCUACCAUAAAACCCAAUACAUUCGGUGUCCUUGUCAGAUACUACGAUGAGGUUUAUUUGCUAUUCAACUGGAUUGUCCAGAGCUACUAUCUGCGACACAAGGGCGGUUCACUAUCGGAGGUCUUCUACGGACUUACGCGCAUCUCAUCGCGAACACAAAUCCUCGAUCGAACCGGUCAACGGUGGUCAUGGGUGACCCUGGUUAUAGCUCCCUACGUCGUCCGUAAAGUUGAACAACGCUUACAGCAAUGGAAAGAUGAUUACGAAGCAGGAAAACCGGUUGAAGGAAGCAAACUACUGCUGACUCGCGUUAUGCCGUAUCUUAAGGCAUGUUUUGAAUGUGCCAGAUUGUUACAAUACGUAACCUAUUUAGCCGGCAGUGGUUCAACGCAUUCUCCUGUAUUGAGGGUGCUCAAUUUGAAGCUCACCUAUUUGGCAGAAGAGGACCAAUCAUGGACCAUUCGAGAAUUUCUAGGUGGUCAAGUGAAAAUUGCUACUCUUCUGAGCACUGUUAUGCUGAGGACAUUGGAGUUAUCGGCGUUUUUCCUGCAAUUUAUUGAAUGGUGGCAGAAUGAAGCGAACAUGGGGGACCUUUCCAAGCUUCCGAUACCGAACGCUCCACCAUCGGACUUGAAUAGUGCAAAAUACAAAGGUAUUUGUCCUAUCUGUUUGCAGCGCUGGGUGAUUCCCACGGCCAUUUCGAUAUCAGGAUAUGUCUACUGCUACAGUUGUAUCGUAGCACAUUUGCAGAAAGAGAACAAAUGUUUAGUUACAAAGUAUCCAGCGACUGUUAACGACCUUGUUAGGAUAUUUGACGACAUCUAACCGAUUAAAGAUUUGUAUGAAAA
Armigeres subalbatus is the source of this 1303-nucleotide messenger RNA. It is a transcript of the gene Pex12, whose product is annotated as peroxisome assembly protein 12-A. Bases 327 to 1280 code for a protein of 317 amino acids. The transcript has 5 exons. Gene Ontology annotation, molecular function: ubiquitin-protein transferase activity; zinc ion binding; protein binding. Lineage: Eukaryota; Metazoa; Arthropoda; Insecta; Diptera; Culicidae. Gene Ontology annotation, cellular component: peroxisomal importomer complex; peroxisomal membrane. Gene Ontology annotation, biological process: protein monoubiquitination; protein import into peroxisome matrix. The record is from RefSeq and is a predicted model, not a curated record.